AUGGACGUGACUGAAGACUUCAGCCCGUACCGAGCAGAUGGCAAGCUGCAUGGGUUUGUCUGCGUGGUGACAGGAGCUUCACAGCCAGUCGGUCAGGCUAUCAUUCAGGAGCUGGCAGCUCACGGAGCGGCUUCGAUAUAUGCCUGUGACAAGACCGCCAGCAGGGAUGCUUACAAGGCGCUUGUUGACAAAGUCGCGGAAGACUGCCCCAACAGCAAGGUCAUACCGUAUCCCUUCAACAUCGCGAAAGAGGACGAGACAUUGGUCUUGAUAGACGAAGUUCUCAACGCAUUCGGCCGCUUGGACGUCUGGGUUUGCUCAUCCGGUCUCUUGGGCCCAUCAUCAAUCGAAGCGACUACGCCGGACGACCUACUCAAGUGUUUCGAGGCCCAUUCGAUGGCGCCUUUCUUCGCUCUGAAGUACGCUCCAGCUGCGAUGGCUAAGCUGACGGAAAGGCCGUCUUACCCAAACGCCGCACCCAAGACUCAGAAAUACGGUAGCAUUAUCGUUAUCAGCAGUGUCGCUUCGGUGCAUGGUGGUUGUUGGGGGCCUUGCUACACCAUGACUUCUCAUGCUGCUUUAGGUGUUGUGAAGGCCGGUGUCGCCACACUGAAGGGCACCGGCGUGCGAAUCAACUGCGUGUCUCCGGGGCAAAUAGAUGCGGGCGUUGACCUCCAAGGCUUCGACAUGCGAGGAAUGACCUCGCAAUUCCCCCCUGCGAGCUUGCAGAAGCCAGAGGUUCAGAAGACGACGAUAGGGUUGGAAAGAGCUGGCAAGGCGCAGGAGGUGGCUCGAGUAGCAGGCUUCCUGGCCAGCGGGUUCUCCUCCUACGUCACAGGCGCAAACCUCAUCGUCGACGGAGGUGCAUCCGUCAUGAACCCAUUGACUAUUCCCAUCUGA
Messenger RNA from Anthostomella pinea, 900 nucleotides. NCBI's taxonomy places the organism in Eukaryota, Fungi, Ascomycota, Sordariomycetes, Xylariales, Xylariaceae. The record is from the annotation of a GenBank genome assembly.